Acromyrmex echinatior (Panamanian leafcutter ant) is the source of this 1108-nucleotide messenger RNA. RefSeq lists its product as uncharacterized. The record is from RefSeq and is a predicted model, not a curated record. Lineage: Eukaryota; Metazoa; Arthropoda; Insecta; Hymenoptera; Formicidae.
AGGUCCGACAGGUUCAGCAUCAGUUAAAUAAAGUGCAACGCAACGAGAACAGCAAUGUCUGAACCGUGAACGUCGAUUCCGUAUUGACGGAGACAAUUUAGAGUUAGAAAGGAUAAAUCUACAAUCUUUAUUUCUGAACAAGACAAUAUUUAACGCAGUGAUUGAAUAUAAAGGAUAAAACUGGUAUUUUGAUCCUUAUAUCUUGAUUAUUUCGAUGAUGUUCACUAACAAGAAAAACAACUUGCCAGAGAGGCCUCACAUGCCAAGCCAUGAACACAUGCUGGAAGACCUCGAUAAAGCUGUGAUAGAUGACGUAGCGUUUAAAAUCGCAAGUGAGUUAUGCAUGAAAGAGUCUUACAAUUCAACAAGUGUUAAUAACACUGAUGAUAUAUACAAACAAGUGAAAACUUAUUUGAGUACCAAACAGCAGUUAAAACAGUUGGAAUGCGUCUUAAAGAAAGAGAUUCAACAAAUGCAUGCAGAUAACGAAGAAAUAAAGAGGCUUGCGGAUGACAUUAGAAAACAAGCAAAAGCUGCUUUGGUAACUUAAGGAAAUAAAUUCAUAUUUGCAAGGGCGUACUAAUCCCAUUCCGUUAUUUUAAUAGUUUAGCCCCUCAAAUGGAGAAAUUAUUUUGAAAUGCAUAAAAUUUUGACCAUUGUUAAUGUUUUGCUAAUAUAUAUUUUAUAUGCCUUUCUCUGAAGCUUUUGCUUACUUAAAAUAAGUAGAUGAAUACAUCUACUAUAUAAAAUACAUUUUUAAUUGGUAACUAUUACAAUUGAAUUCAUAUUAAGAAAACAUUGACGAUAUUUUGUAAGAUACCAGUAAUUAUAUCAUAUCUAUAAUAAGUAUUUAAUAAAAUCUUUGUCAAUAAUUUUUUUAUGUUCUUAACAUUGAUAUGCGUUUGUGUACGCGUACUCAUAUAUAUUAGUACACUGAACAGUACACCGAUUACACAGAUCGAUACGUUAUUUAAUGAUACAUCAUAUUUCAUAGAUCAAUCCGAACGAAAUUUGUAACAAGGCACAAGUAAUAACUUAAUGUCUAACAUUACUUGUAGCAUGAUGCUACGAUAAAUACAAUCUAUCACAUUUAUUGUGAUGAAUAACA